This is a messenger RNA of Clupea harengus (Atlantic herring), 993 nucleotides long. Its product is annotated as olfactory receptor 52B2-like. Gene Ontology annotation, biological process: G protein-coupled receptor signaling pathway; detection of chemical stimulus involved in sensory perception of smell. The record is from RefSeq and is a predicted model, not a curated record. Lineage: Eukaryota; Metazoa; Chordata; Actinopteri; Clupeiformes; Clupeidae. Gene Ontology annotation, cellular component: membrane. Gene Ontology annotation, molecular function: odorant binding; G protein-coupled receptor activity; olfactory receptor activity.
AUGGAGAACAGUUUCUUGAACAAAACCUUUUCAUUUGACCUUCAAAUGGCCAGCUUUGACAUUCCCCCCUCAGCUGUGUACCCUAUUUUCAUUACAGGCAUUUUGGUUUACUUCUUCUCUGUUCUUUCAAAUGUGACAAUCCUGCUGCUGAUUGCUACUCAGAGGAGUCUCCACAAACCCAUGUUUUACAUCCUUUUCAGCCUGCCUCUGAAUGAUCUUAUUGGAAUUACUGCAAUGUUUCCUCGUGUGCUAGUGGACAUAGUAACCAGGAAACACACUGUAUACUACCCACUCUGUGUCCUACAGGCAUUUUUGAUCCAUAUGUCUGGUGGUGGCACCCUCUUCAUACUGGCAGCAAUGGCAUUUGACCGAUAUAUUGCUAUAUGCAAGCCACUGAGAUACCAUUCAAUCAUGACGCCUCUAACUGUAGCAGGGAUAUUAUUAUUGGCAUGGGGUCUGGACUUCGCCAUCAUUUUGGUUCUUUUUCUCCUUCAGGCCAGAGUGCGGAGAUGCAGAAAUGUUAUAAUGACUGUAUAUUGUAGCAAUGUCUCAUUACUUAACCUGUCCUGUGGAGAAGAUGUCACAAUCAAUAACAUCUAUGGAUUAUCUAUAAGUGUAUUCGUGCAUAUCGUCACUAUGACAAUACAGCUGUUCUCAUAUAUCCAAAUACUGUUAACUUGUGUCUUGAACAAACAAUCAAAUGUGAAAACAAAAGCUUUAAAUACCUGCUUAGCCCAGAUAAUUGUGUUUCUAAUUUUUGAAAUUACAUGUUUGUUCACAUUAAUCGCGUAUCGGCUUCCAAAUAUAUCUACCAGUGCAAGAAAUGCCUGUGGAAUGAUGAUUUUACUGAUUCUGCCUGUUGUCAACCCUGUUAUCUAUGGAAUGAAAACUAAGGAUAUUAGAAUAACAUUUCUCCAAGUAAUUAAAAAAAGCUUCUAUCAACAUAAUCAUGUCAGUUGUUUAAACUAUAAACACAUGGGAUUAGUAAAGUGA